Molecule: messenger RNA, 2264 nt
Organism: Triticum aestivum (bread wheat)
Lineage: Eukaryota; Viridiplantae; Streptophyta; Magnoliopsida; Poales; Poaceae
Product: deSI-like protein At4g17486
Exons: 4
Coding region: 1195-1977 (260 amino acids)
Biological process (GO): protein deubiquitination
Molecular function (GO): deubiquitinase activity
Source: RefSeq, a predicted model, not a curated record
CUGUUUUAUUUCUAGUACCGAAACAGUUGUUGGAGUUUGGGCGAUGUAGCUGUCCCUGGAAGCCCGAGUUUCUCCUCCCCAGUAAUGGAGUGGGCCGGUACUUGAAAGCCGAGCUGGCGCAUUGUUGAAAAAGAGCCAUCUUAUUCUUUUUCCUCAGGUGUUUGCUUCAGGUCUAGAUUUGAAGAAUCAUGUGGCAACGUCACAAAAAGAAUGCACAUGCCUGGAACUUCAAUAUGGGGUAACCAUUGCCCCUAGCAAAAUGUAGAAGCAUCAAGCUUCAGUAGAGGGUAAAGCUAGGUAGAGUACAUUGAGUGACAGUGGAGAAACAGAUCCGAUCUGUUGGCUCUCUCUGUAUGCAACUCUGAGCUCUCUAUAUAAUCUUACAGCUCCAAAUUAGAGCUUGAAAGCAUGGGCGCUUUGAGUCGGUAGGAUUCGAUUACAAUGUUUGAGUUUUGCAAACCUCUGACCCCUUCUCUGAAAUUUGUAGCAAGACUCGAUUACAUUUCCCCUCAGUUGGAGCGAGUGUCACCGUUGUACCUUUUAGGGGGUUUAGUUCAGUUUGGUAGUACCAAACUACCAAUCGUUGUGUUCAUAGCACCAUAGCAGUUUGUUUACUUGUACCAAAACAGUUGUUGGAGUUUAGGUGAUGUGUUACGCCACUGUCCCUGAAAGCCUGAAUUCCUACUUCGCAGUAAUGGAAUGGAGCGGUACAUGGAACCAAAGUUGGUACCUACAUGGCUGAUGCAUUGUUGAAUUUUUGUUGCUGCUGUUGCGUGUUUGCCCUGAAGUAAUUGUUGCGACUGUAGAUUGAAGGAUUAUGCGGAACCGUCACCAACCAAAUGUUGAAGAAUCAGACUCUAAUAUAGAGUUGCUAUUCUCACCAGCAAAAUGUGGAAGAACUAAUAUUUGAUAGAGGGUAGAUCCAGCCAGCUAGGUUGAGUACAUUGGGUGCCCAUUUGUUUGCUCUUUCAUAUAGUCUUUACCCCUUCAAAUUAGAGCCUCUUAAAAGCGUGUGUGGUAGCAGCCUGUGCGAGCUACUCAGCUGCCAAAGGAGUGAGCUACUCAACUCUGUUCUGUGGGAGCAUACUAAGAAACUCCUAGCAUUUUCAAUUAGUCCAGAGAUUUCAGAUUCCUACCAUGCAGCUAAAUCUAGUGCACAUGUUGUAGUUAAGGGAGCUUAGACUUGUUAAGCGCAUGCUAACUAUUUCCUUUCAUAUUUCACAAAGGAAUAUGAAACUAAGGACAAAACGACCUGGAUGGAAGUCCCUCGUGCCUCUGCAGUUGAGCAGGAAAUCCACCAUGCGCUUCUUUCUGUUUCCCAAGGUUCAGGCAUCCGGUCAAUCUCCAAAUGAUACUCCGGUUUAUCUUAAUGUGUAUGAUUUGACACCCAUGAAUGGCUACAUAUAUUGGGCAGGCCUUGGUAUAUUUCACUCUGGCAUUGAAGUUCAUGGCGUCGAAUAUGCAUUUGGAGCACAUGAUUAUCCCACAAGCGGAGUAUUUGAGGUAGAACCUCGUCAAUGUCCUGGUUUCAGAUUCAGGAGAUCAAUAUUCCUUGGUACGACGUGCUUAGAUCCCAUCCAAGUUAGGCAGUUCAUGGAGCUACAGUCAGUAAACUACAAUGGAGAUUCUUACCAUCUUAUCAUGAAGAAUUGCAACCACUUUUGCAAGGAUAUGUGUUACAAAUUGACCGGCAGCAAAAUUCCAAAAUGGGUGAAUCGGCUCGCCAGAAUAGGUGCCAUCUGCAACUGCCUCCUCCCGGAGUCUCUCAAGAUUUCCCCGGUCGGCCAUGAUCCAAACAGCCAGCCCGAGGAUUCAGAGAAGCGCCGCCUGCGAAACCCGUUAAGCUGCUUCUCCUCCAUCUCGAGCCAGAGAGCGCUUCCCCCGUCUUCUUCCCCUUUCCCUCCAUCGCCCGUGAAAGAGCCCAUUCUGAGCUCUUCAUUGAGGAAAUCCAGCACCGCGUCGCUCAAGAGUAGGUAGCCUGCGUAACUUUUGAGACCAAGUUGGCUAAUUCAGGCAGCGGCGGCGCAUCUGGACGGUGCCAGUUAAUUUCUCUCUCUCUCUCUCGGUGUCAGCCUAAUGCUUGCUUGUUGAUGUUGUUGUUUGUUGUAUCAUGUGAUGUAAUCCCCGUGAAAAGAGUGGCUAAAGACAGAUGUGAUUUGGGUGAACGAAUUCACCUCGAUUCCACCCGCUCCCUCCCUGUACUCCUGAUAGACUGUCGGCCAGAUUGGAUUUGUAUAUUAGUCUCUAUCUAUUCUUUCAGUUCA